UACUAACCAGGCCGGCUACUCUUUAUAUGCACUGUGACUCUCCUAGUGGGCAGAUUGCUGUUUCUCCUCCAAAAAAGCCUUGCAUUGACUCCUCCUUCACUUGGACAGAAUGGGGCCCUUUGUAAGGGGGGCUCCCCAGCAUUCCAGAGGGAAUUCCAACAGUAUUUGCAGCAAGUCUGGGGAGUGUGAUCAGCAAGACAGGCAAAGAGGGAGGGCACUAAAGCAAGUUUUCCACCCAGAGAGAGAGAGAGAGAGAGAGAGAGAGGAUUUAACAGGGUGUGUGUAAACGGACUAAAUGACUUUGACACACUGCUUAUACAGCUGCUUUGAAAGCCACAAGCAUGUUACACACGGUCACUGAGUGGCUGUGGUGGGAGCGUUUGUGGCUGCCCGUGAACGUCUCAUGGGCGGACCUGGAGGACCGCGACGGCCGGGUCUAUGCCAAAGCCUCCCAGCUGUACGGCGUGCUUCCUCUUGCCCUCUGCCUCCUCGUUGUCAGGUUCCUUUUUGAGAGGUUGGUGGCCGCGCCGCUGGCCGACGUUUGUGGUGUCAAAGACAGACUACGUCGCGCUGUUGAACAAAAUGUCAUCUUGGAAAACUACUUUUGCGCCAAAGCGCACGUUCCGUCUCAGGCGGACGUUCGGGCUCUAUGCAAGAAGACAAGCUGGACCGAGCGAAGAGUUCAACUGUGGUUCCGUAGGAGGCGGAACCACCAGCGUCCAGGUCUUCGUAAGAGAUUCUGUGAGGCCAGCUGGAGAUGUGUAUUCUAUUUUUUUGCAUUUAUUGGCGGCAUUGUCGCCCUCCACGAUAAACCCUGGUUUUACAAUCUGAAGGAGGUUUGGACAGACUUCCCUAAACAGUCAUUGCUGCCAUCCCAGCACUGGUAUUAUUUCCUGGAAAUGGGCUUCUACCUUUCGCUGCUCCUCAGCCUCACGUUCGACGUGAAGCGGAAGGACUUUAAAGAGCAGGUGAUCCACCACAUCGCUACGCUGACUCUGUUGGCAUUCUCGUGGAUCUCCAACUACAUCCGCGUGGGCACCAUCGUGAUGGCGCUCCACGACUCGGCCGACAUCCUGCUCGAGGGUGCAAAAGUGCUCAACUAUGCUAAGUGGCAUAAGAUGGCAAAUGCCAUGUUUGUAGUCUUCACUAUCCUUUUCAUGCUGACCAGACUCGUGAUUUUUCCUUUUUGGGUGAUCCACUGCACGUGGGUAUAUCCACUCGAGAGCUACCCCGCGUUCUUUGGCUACUAUUUCUUCAAUAUCAUGCUGCUGGUGCUCCAGAUGCUGCACAUAUACUGGGCCUUCCUGAUUUCAAAAAUGCUCUUCAAGUGUCUCUUCAGCAAGCUGGAAGGGGACGACAGGAGCGAUCAAGAGGAGGAUGACAGCGAGGAGGAGAGAAAGUACAAGCGGAGUCACAUGAACGGUGCCGGAAUCCGGGGCCAAGCAAACGGUCAUUGAUGGAGUAGGAGGAGUGACUUGCACAAAAUCUCAGUAGACUGUAUAGAAAUUACAGUGCGGUGCAUCCAGAAAGUAUUCAUUGCAAUUCACUUUUUCCACAUUUUGUUUGGUCACGGGAUUAUUUCCAGGGGUGCCUUUACAUAGAAAUGCCCAAAUUUAUGAUUUUUGGGCUUGAUCAAUUUUUAUUUUGUUUAUUACUUUAUUUUUUUGCUUCUGGAGUGCUUUAAUACACUCACAUGUGGGCAAGAACAGUAAACCAUCAAUUGUGAACACUCGCAAGAAUCUGCUUUAGACCACAACUGGCGCCUCGACACACACUAACAACUCGACUCCAUCUCCUGAGAUCACAAAGCGACGCCCCCUUAAAGGCAUUCUCGUUUAUUGUUUUUAUAUCAUAGUUUUUGUGUUUGUUUUUUUAAAUAAACACAUAACAAAUAACAUUUUAUUAGAGCAAAUUAAAUGUCACAGAACUAUAGUGGGUCAAGGUACCACUGUGGAUUCAACUCACCACGUGACUUGUUUUUACGAAGUGAGCUCAAGCCCUUUGCGCACCACUUCCUCCAGGAAAGCGCCAGUUGUUAUAUUUGGUAGGAUUUAAUACAAAAAAAUGUGUGAAACUGCAAUAUCAAGAAAGGCAUUCGGUAAGUAAAGUGUCUAUUCAUACAAACCUAUUGAAAUGGACAUAAACAUCAAAAGUUGUUAGUCGUUAAACAAACACAAUGAAAGUGCGGCAAAAUAUCGUGCCUUUAUUACUUUGGAUGGAGACAAACAUGACCUACUUCAGUACAACUACUUGGCCUCGAGAAAUUUCCUGGUGUUUCCUAUUACGAGCUGAGAUUGUUCAUUUUUUUAUGAACCUCUGCCCUCUACUGGCCACGAAGAAAAUCUGCUGCUGCGUGUCAAGUUUUGAAGAUAAAAAUUAUGUAACAUACAAUAUGGAAAAGGAGAACCGCUGUGAAUACUUCCCAGAUGCACAGUACUAUGCGAUCAGAUUAUUGUAUUUGAAAGAAAAAAAAACUGAAGGAUAAGCCAUGACCUGAUAUGAAGGUACAUAUUAGCGAAGCUUAAAUAAAACCCACUUCAACGCAA
Messenger RNA from Hippocampus zosterae (dwarf seahorse), 2546 nucleotides. It is a transcript of the gene cers3b, whose product is annotated as ceramide synthase 3b. The transcript is spliced from 13 exons. The record is from RefSeq and is a predicted model, not a curated record. Bases 342 to 1457 code for a protein of 371 amino acids. Gene Ontology annotation, biological process: ceramide biosynthetic process. Gene Ontology annotation, molecular function: DNA binding; sphingosine N-acyltransferase activity. Gene Ontology annotation, cellular component: membrane. Lineage: Eukaryota; Metazoa; Chordata; Actinopteri; Syngnathiformes; Syngnathidae.